This is a messenger RNA of Manis pentadactyla (Chinese pangolin), 5387 nucleotides long. It is a transcript of the gene SLC44A5, whose product is annotated as solute carrier family 44 member 5. Gene Ontology annotation, cellular component: membrane. The record is from RefSeq and is a predicted model, not a curated record. Gene Ontology annotation, molecular function: transmembrane transporter activity. The transcript is spliced from 22 exons. Gene Ontology annotation, biological process: transmembrane transport. Lineage: Eukaryota; Metazoa; Chordata; Mammalia; Pholidota; Manidae. Bases 314 to 2458 code for a protein of 714 amino acids.
CCAGCAGCAGGAGCUGCACAGCAGCACCACAGCCGCCGCGGCAGCCACAGUGGCCACAGCAGCGCGAGCGCGAGGCUCGCGGCGCAGCGUGGCGGAGAGCGGAGAGCGGAGGGGCGGCGGCGCCAGCCCCAGCCGAGCCGAGCCGAGCCGAGCGCGCAGCCGGGCCGCCGCCGCCGCCUCGCAGAUGCCAUCACAGCAACAAAGAGCUCGCUGAGCUCAGAGCCGCGGCGAGAGCUCGCCUGGACGCUACCGCGGAGCCCGCGGCAGCGGCAGGAAGCGCGUGGGGGGCCUCGGGGAGGGGAGGAGGCAGAAGAUGGCUCAGAAGAGAAAGCCCCCCAGCAGCAAGGGUGAUCCAAGGGUAUUUGAUCCUCAUUUCAAGGGGCCUGUUACCAACAGGAGGUGUACAGAUGUUCUGUGCUGUGUAAUCUUCAUGCUCUUCAUUAUGGGCUACAUUCUUUUAGGACUUACAGCUUGGGUACAUGGUGACCCCAGGAGAGUGGCCUAUCCUACAGACAGCACAGGCCACUUUUGUGGCCAGAAGGGCACCCCCAAUGAGAACAAGACAGUUUUGUUUUACUUUAACCUGUUCAGCUGUUCCAGUCCCUCAGUGAUGGUAAACUUACAGUGCCCUACCACACAGAUUUGUGUGUCUAAGUGCCCAGAAAAAUUUUUAACCUAUGUGGAAAUGCAAUUUACAUACAGACAAGACAAAAACUACUGGACAUACUACAGCCAGUUUUGCAAGUCCAAUUCUGUUAAACCUGCAAAGACUCUCGCACAACUUUUACUGGAUGAUGAUUGUCCAACAGUGAUUUUUCCAAGCAAACCUUUUCUCCAGAGAUGUUUCCCUGACUUCUCUACUAAAAAUGGCACUUUAACAGUAGGAAAUAAGACAAUGUUUGAAGAUGGAAAUGGAAAGAAAAGAAAUGUUAUAGAACUCAGGGCAGCAGCAAAUGGUGUCAAUAAAAUCCUUCAAGCAAGAACAAUUGGAAUGAAAGUGUUUGAAGACUAUGCUACAACUUGGUAUUGGAUACUCAUUGGUCUGACUAUCGCCAUGCUCCUCAGCUGGUUGUUUGUGAUACUCCUGAGGUUCACAGCUGCAUUCCUCUUCUGGGUGCUCAUGUUGGGUGUGCUCGGAAUCAUAGGGUAUGGAAUAUGGCACUGUUACCGGGAAUACAGCAUUCUUCAGGGAAAGCCAAAUUCUCACUUAACUAUAUAUGACAUUGGAAUUCAGACGGAUAUAAGCUUGUACUUUCAACUGAAACAAACAUGGUUCGCAUUUUUGAUAAUACUCUGCAUCGUUGAAGCGCUUGUCAUCCUCAUGCUGAUCUUCCUCAGGGAGAGAAUCCGCAUCUCCAUCGUCCUGCUGAAGGAAGGGAGCAAAGCUAUUGGAUAUAUCCCUACUACAUUAAUUUAUCCGUUCUUAACUUUCAUUUUCCUCUCAAUCUGCAUUUCCUACUGGGCUGUGAUAGCAGUUUAUUUGGCUACAUCAGGGGUACCUAUAUACAAAGUAAUAACCCCAGAGGGGCAAUGCAAAUACGAAAAUAACACCUGUGACCCAGAGAUUUUUAAUACAACUGAAAUUGCCAAAACUUGUCCUGGGGCUCAGUGUAUUUUUGUUUCUUAUGGUGGAAAGAGCCUGUACCAUCAAUACAUCACUACCUUCCAGAUUUUCAAUAUGUUUGUCUUCCUCUGGCUUAUAAACUUUAUUAUUGCGCUGGGUCAGUGUGCCCUUGCUGGUGCCUUUGCUUCUUAUUACUGGGCCUUGAAAAAACCUGAUGACAUCCCACCAUAUCCACUCUUUACUUCAUUUGGACGAGCCAUACGGUAUCACACAGGAUCCCUAGCAUUUGGAUCUUUAAUUCUUGCAUUAAUUCAAAUGUACAGAUUAGUCCUAGAAUACUUGAACAAACAUCUUAAAGAUGCCCAGAACAGAAUUUCUAAAUUCCUACAAUGCUGCCUGAAAUGCUGUUUCUGGUGUUUGGAAAAUGUGGUAAAGUUUUUGAACAGAAAUGCCUAUGUUAUGAUUGCAAUAUAUGGCAAAAACUUCUGCAGGUCAGCGAGAGAUGCAUUCAAUCUGAUGAUGAGAAAUAUUUUAAAAGUUGCAGUUAUGGAUAGAGUUACAGACUUUGUACUAAUCCUGGGGAAAAUUCUAGUUUCUGGGUGCAUAGGUGUUCUGGCCUUCUUACUCUUCACACAAAGAAUUCCAAUGAUCAUAGAAGGACCAACAUCUUUAAAUUACUACUGGGUACCUCUGCUGACAGUCAUUAUCGGGGCUUACCUCGUUGCGCAUGGGUUCUUCAGCGUCUAUGCAAUGUGUAUCGAUACGAUUUUCAUCUGCUUCUGUGAAGAUCUGGAAAGAAAUGAUGGAUCUACAGAAAAACCCUACUUCAUAGCCCCUACCCUGCACGGAAUUCUGAACAAGAAGCAACUAGUUUCCCCGAAGCAAAAAAAGUAGAAAAGCUCCAAACAGUGCCACUCAUUUUUAUGUAGUUUUGUAAAUUAGGUCAUUUGUAAUUUGAAAAUAACAUUUUUGAGCAAUGUGAAAUGUCUGUGCUUACUCUGAAAAAGCCAGAACCAUCUGCGGUGUAAGGCAUUUGAUGACAGUAGCCUUUGUGAAAUAGGACACCUUAUAGACUGUGGUUCCAGAUGAAAAGCAAAGUGUAAAUGUCAGAUAUUUUUUAAAAUUCUGUACCCGGAAAUGUUUUAAAACUUUUGUAACUCAGUGUGCUGUUUCCCAUUGCAGCACUUUGAUAGCCUUUCUUUUUAUAAAUGUAUAUUUGUAAAGGAUAUUCAGGCAGUUUUUGAAAACACUAUACAUGUAUAAUCAAUUAGCCAUGAAAUAACUGAUUUAUAGUUACCCAGCAUAUGGUACUCAAUUUGUAAAUAUGGUGCUAUGGUUAUACAUAUACUGCUCAAGCUAGUGGACGACUCUCUAAACUGUGAUUAAACUUGUAUUAAUGGUUCCCUGGGAAGUAUAUUUCAGUAAGUAAUUCAAGAUCAUAACAAACAUAUAGCUGUUAAUGUAAUACAGAUUCCAUAGAGAGCAUUACUAGGUAAAAAUUACUUCAUAGCCCGUUUUUUUUAGUGAAAUUAUAUUUAUAGUGAAGUCGAAACUGAAUUCUGUGAUGUCAUUUCCAGUAACAUGAAACUCUGGAAACCAUGAAAAUACUCUGAACAAAACUGAAAUGGCCACAUAACUAAUGACUUUUGUCUCUAACCCAAAUAGAGACAAAUUCCUAUUUUCCUAUUCUCACAAUAUAGAAAAUUGGUAUGUAUUUAUUCAGAGCAUGAUUGUGUAUUUUAUGAGCAUACCUGGUUCAAGAUUCUGUGUGUGCUUUUGUUCUGCAAAAGGUUUAAUUUUAGCUCAACUUUGUGAGGAAAGAGAAAAGAUAAGUAAGACAUUUCAAUUUUAGCCUAAGAAAAUAUACUACAGGCCUCCAUAGGUACCUUACAUAGUACCUUAGCAAGGGGAACACUAUGAGUUAGGAAAUCUCUCUCUCGAUGGUUUAAGAAGAAAGUUAUUUUCAUCAUCCAUCCCUACUGGCCAGAGCGACAGUGGGUUCUGGCCGCUGCCUUAGUCUUUUGCAUGGCAGAGCAGAGCAUGGAUUAGGCACUCAUGUACUUUGCCUACCCAUCCUCUGUACGCAAAUGUGUUUGAUAUGGCUAACAGCGUAAAACUGUACCCCCAAAAGGUACAUUGAAUCAAUACCCUUUUGGCUUUUACACUAAAUAUUCUUUUGGAUUUUAAAAUGAGCUUGUGUAUAAGGAUUAUUUAUGUACUGACAGAAAGGAACAUACUGAUCUAACAUUUUGACCUAAAUGUGAUCCAUGUGUCCAAGAAGAGAGACAUAAAUGUCUUAUUGUGUUACCAAUUGAUAUUAAUACUAAUUUAUUUAAUGAUCCUGAAGUAUGGAAACCUAGAUGUAAACUGACUCCAUGGCAGCUUAAUGGCAAGAAGCCAAUGAAUAGGGAAGAUUUUCAAAAUAUCAGGCCUUAUAAUGGUCACCAUGUUGUUCUUAGCUUACUUUCUUGGGAUUAUUGUAGUCAAAACUGUUGCUUGGCUUCACAUCUUGGCAAAAGGUCUUCACUCUCAUUCUCCUUGAAAUACAAUUCAGAGAAGAGUGAUAUCCUAUCUUUCUAGAUGGUUAUUAUUAUUUUAUAUUCAAUAAUACGGGGUCACAACAAAGAUCUAGUAAAAUAGUUACUUCUAUUUUAAGUGUUGAAAAAUUAUAAGGAAUAAAUCACCUUUAGGAGUAGUCAAAAGGCUCAUAAUAAUAACACAAAAGAAAUUGUUCUGGUAUGUAUCAGAAUCAUUCUAAGAACUUGUAAUGAAUAUAGAUGUCUUAGCCCCUUCACAAGAGAUUCUGAUUAAGUAUUUGGAUGUGGGGCAGCUUGUGAAUUAUUAAUAAGUUCUCUAGCUGAUUCUGAUACAUGUAAAAGUUGCAAAAUCACUUGAAUAAAAAAUAAAUCAACAUGUAAGAACAAAUUGCUUAUUUUCUCCUUAUAUUCUUGGCUGUCCUAGGAAUUAGAAAACAAGACAAAGCAGAUUAAUUUGGAGACUUCUGACAAUCACAACUUCUUCUGUAUUUUAGGUUCUUGGUACUAGAUAGGCCCAUGUAUUAAAUGUUGAAUAUUGUAUCUGCUGAUCAAACCAGAAAAUUAUCUAUAAUAAAAGUGCUCAUUGAACUCUAUGGAGGUACAUUCUAAACUCGUUAUAGUUUAAGGAUAAAACCCUUGAGUGCAAAAUGGAAAAGGAAUGCCAUUUGGUUCAGUAUUUCUUAAUAAGUUCUUUAACACUUAAGAAUCUCUAAGCAGAGAAGUUUUAACUAUAUUAUGGGCUUCUUUCUAGUCAGAAAAAUAUGCUCCAUUAAUUUCUUCUUUGCAUAAUCAUUAAAUAAAGAGUAAGAAUGAGCAUUGUUUUGAGGAAAAAUUUCAAAAUCUAUUUCCUUACAAAGCAAUGAAAGUAAUAACUGAAAACAACACAGCAAUAGUUUUCAAAAUUUGCACUGUAAGGAUUUGAAAUAUACUAAAAUUUUACAAAUCUUAUUUUUAAAACGAUGCUCUCUGAAUUGCUGAUGGCUAACCAAAAACAAUCUUGCACAAAUAUGGUAAUUUAGAAAUUAAGUGCAUAAUACUUUUUAGGAAUUUGAAGGUGAAUUUAAGAAUUCUUGAUGAACUUUUUUAAUAAUUAAGUUUGCUAUGCAAAAGAAGAUAAAAAUUUUUUCCUCAGUCACGCGGCUGAGAGGCACGCACUAUUAGUAGAAUCUGACCUGGUGCAGAGAAUGAGAUAGUAUCUUACAUCAUAACAAGGGCUGAUCGUUUUCUCUUAGUUCUAUGUUUACAAUAGUGACGCCAAACGAUGCUGUUCAGAGAAAAAAAACAAA